AUGGCCUCAAGCUCAAAGGAUGUGUACUUGGUUAUCGGUGGCAGCGGUUUCCUCGGCCGACAUGUAGUGGAAGCUCUGCUCGCGCGCGGCGACGCCGUUUCCGUUUUCGACAUCGUCCAGCGGCAUCACGACGUCCCGUUCUACUCUGGAGACAUUAGCGAGGAGGAGCAAGUCUCGGAUGCGCUGCGCAAGAGCGGUGCGACAUGCAUCAUCCACACCGCAUCACCGCUACACGGCAUGGACGACCCUGCACUGUACUGGAAAGUAAAUGUGGACGGCACACAAGCUGUCAUCAACGCCGCCGUUGCAAAUGGCGUCCCCAAACUUGUCUACACAUCCUCGGCAGGUGUAGUGUUCAACGGACAGGAUCUCAUCGACGUUGAUGAGCGUAUACCACAACUGGAGAAGGCCAUGGACCCCUACAAUGAGUCGAAGGCCAAGGCGGAGGAGAUCGUGCUUGCGGCGAACGGGAAGGGCGGUCUUUACACGGUCGCGUUGCGUCCAGCAGGAAUCUUCGGCCCCGGCGACCGCCAGUUCCUCCACGGCCUCUUCCAGGUGUGGCAGCGCGGCCAGAGUCACAUUCAGGUCGGCGACAACACCAACCUCUUCGAUUGGACGUACGUGGGCAACUGCGCUUAUGCCCACCUGCUCGCCGCGGACCGCCUCGGGCCCUCCUCCCCAGAGGAAAUUGCAGCAAUGCGCGCCAGCCUCGCCGCCGCCCUCCCGCCCGUCAGUGCAACGCUGCCGCGGCGACGGAUCCCCACGUCGCUCGCACGCCCACUUGGACCCUACGUGACCCCACCCCCCGACGCGGACGCGAUCCGCGCACGCUGGGAGGACCCUGAGUACGAGCCCUCGGUGCCGCGGCCAGCGGUGCGGGGCAAGUUCGAUCAGUUCACGGAGGCUGCGCUCGCGCGGGAUGGCGAGGGCUCGCUGGCCGUCGCCGGCCAGGCGUUCUUCAUCGCGAAUGGGGAGCCGGUGGCCUUCUGGGACAUGCCGCAGCUGGUGUGCAAGUUCUUCGACGAGCACUUCGAGCGGCCGAACAACAAGCGGCGGCUCGUCCUUCCCCAGGCCGUCGGUCUCGCGCUCGCCAGUGCGGCAGAGUGGUGGGCGUGGCUGAUCGGGAAGGAGCCGGGCUUUACGCGGUAUCGGGUUACCUUCAGCUGCGCGUGGCGUUGUUUCAACAUCGAGCGGACGAGGAGGGUGUUGGGAUACGAGCCGCAGGUGGGGCUCGAGGAGGGUCUGAAGAGGACUUUUGAGUGGUGGGUGGCCGAACGCGCGAGGAACGCGGAGAAGAUUUCGGAGAAGAAGGCGUAA
Epithele typhae is the source of this 1317-nucleotide messenger RNA. RefSeq names its product C-3 sterol dehydrogenase. Gene Ontology annotation, molecular function: 3-beta-hydroxy-Delta5-steroid dehydrogenase (NAD+) activity. The transcript is spliced from 4 exons. Bases 1 to 1317 code for a protein of 438 amino acids. Gene Ontology annotation, biological process: steroid biosynthetic process. The record is from RefSeq and is a predicted model, not a curated record. Lineage: Eukaryota; Fungi; Basidiomycota; Agaricomycetes; Polyporales; Epitheliaceae.